Molecule: messenger RNA, 831 nt
Organism: Lentinula edodes (shiitake mushroom)
Lineage: Eukaryota; Fungi; Basidiomycota; Agaricomycetes; Agaricales; Omphalotaceae
Exons: 7
Coding region: 1-831 (276 amino acids)
Source: RefSeq, a predicted model, not a curated record
AUGACACUUGCAAGCAACGAGUGGAACGACUCGGUUGUCAACAGCGAACAGUCACACAAAACGGUUGCAUUCAGUGUUGACGAUGUUAGCGUAGGGGGAGAUUGGAUGACACAGGAAACGUGUAGAGUAUUUGCUGCACUUCGAAGAAAUCGCGUUGCAGUUGUUACUCGACUUCGUAUCACAGACGCUAUGAAAGUGGAUGAACAACAAUAUGAGCAAUUACUGCGGUGGUACCGCAAGGCAAGGAAGCAACAUUGUUUAAAGCCGUCAAUAGAGGUGGGCGUAGGUUUUAUGUCAGUGCAAUCGUGUGACACAAAAAGUGAAUUGGAUCUUUCUGAUGAAAAACUGGAACAUGUUCAUGAUGAAGAUGCGUCUGGUGCAGAUGUCAUUAGUCCAACAAAUGUAACCGAACCCAGCAAAUACUUUGUGGGUACGAAAACUCAAGAUGAUAAGUACGAAGAGACAUUUCCUGAUACAGAAACGGUGGACAUCCCGAGGUACAAAGUGGAUGAGUUGACUGUAACGCCGUCGAGAUCAAAUGUUACUAUCAAAUCGGCAAAUUAUGUGGUAGGAGAAGACGUUGCGUUAUCCGUCGGUGACUGCAACCUGGUAGAUAUGCAAUAUACGAAGGCGUGGAAUGAACAGGAUACGGUCAAGUCAAAUGUUCCUGUGCAUUGCGGGUCGCGUUACGAAUCAAUCGGUUUAUUUGAAGAACCGAAUUCAUUGAACAUCAUAUACGGGGACACCUCCACUGCAGAAUAUGUUUACAACGUUAUACGUGCCUCCAACUCAUUUUCUUACGGAUAUAUCGUUAAUUUCAAGGUUCUGUAG